UCUAGCGUGCAAAAAGCUAAAUCGGCAACGCUGCAGCUGACCAAUAUUCAGCGAUUAAAAAAUAUUGGGAAUAACCAGGAAUACAAGUUACCAAAAUGAACCGCUUUGAGUAUGUGGAGGCCCGCCUCAGUCCCAACGAAUCGUUCGUCAGCCGCGACAACAAGGUGAAAAUAUACGAUGGGGACAACAAGACGGAGUUUGAAGAAGGCGAGGUUGUGCUCACCACGCACAGACUGUUUUGGGGACGUCCUGGCGAGAUAGCCCGAGCCGCCGUGACCCUUUGCCUGCCCCUCAGCUAUGUGAUAUCGCUCAGCGAAGAAACGACAGCCUCCAACUUCUUUGGCAGAAAAACCCGCAUAAUAAUGCACCUGCGACCGCCAUCGCCCGCCAAAGGGCCUGGCCCGCUAGACACCAGCCGUGCUACCCACAUCAAGCUGUCUGGAAAGAACGGCUUGAGCGUUGAGUUUCACAGUGCCCUUAGGGAAACCCUCAGUGCGCGCGUCUGGGAGAUCUCCCUAACCAGCGAGACCAUCGUGAGCAAAGUGGCCAGCAGCCCGAACUCGGACACUGGCAACGACCGGCUAGCUCGCAUUCAGAAGAGAACAGGAAUCGGAGGCAUUGAGCGUCAUCUGGAGGCGAAGGCCAAGGCCACGGAUGAGAACAUAGCGCUGGCCUUUCAGGAUCUCAGUGUAUUAAUGGCCAUGGCCAAGGACAUGGUUGGCAUCUCGAAGGCAAUCAGCGGCAAGAUUCGCGAGCAGAAAGGCGAGAUAUCUGAUGAUGAGACGGUGCGCUUCAAGUCCUACCUCAUGAGCCUGGGAAUCGACGAUCCUGUUACCCGUGACAACUUCACCAGCAAUACCGAUUACUUCUCCAGCCUGGCGCAACAGAUUUGCGAGGUGCUUCUGGACCCGCUUGAGGAGCAAGGAGGCAUGAUGUCUUUGGCUGACGUUUACUGCCGCAUAAAUCGGGCUCGGGGACUGGAGUUACUGUCGCCAGAGGACUUGCUGCACGCCUGCGAGCAGCUGAGUGGACCAAUACGCCUUCGCAGUUUUCCGAGUGGCGCUAGAGUCCUGCAACUGGAGUCACACGAUGAUAGCCUAAUUGCUGUCGACACUUUGGAGAAGGUUCAAGCAGCCGAGAGUCUGGCAGUGGAGGAACUCGCCAAGCAGCUGGGAAUCUCCCUUCUACUGGCCAAGGAGAGGCUGCUGGUGGCCGAACGUCUGGGCAGCGUGUGCCGGGACGAGUCCAUAGAGGGUCUCCGUUUCUAUCCCAAUCUUCUGUUAAACCGCGACUAGCUAAUUGAACUGUGCUAACUACGAUAAGCUUGAUAAAUAAAGGACUUGAAUCAAACCUAGCAGCGGUUGCCGAAACCACAGGCCGACAAAAAUUGAAAAGGACUUAGAAUCAAGAACCGAAAUAUACUCUUACGAUAGUUUGUGAUGCGCUGAAGUCAAAUCUGGUCUUUGAAAAUUUCCUAUGCCCCAAGUUUUUAAAAUAUUCUAUCUUAAAGGUAAUAAAAAAACGGAUUUCGUGUACGCUAUCAUAAAAUAUUGUCCUUAGCCUAAAAGUAUUUUUUUUUUUAAUUUGAAAAAAUAUUUAUUUAUCUUUGUUAUAUUGUUAUUUUUCCAUGUGCAUUGCCCAAUUCAAGACACUCAGAAAUAUAUGCAAAUAUUGAUAUAAAUUCUAGAACCGAACCCAAUAAUUUUUUCAAA
Messenger RNA from Drosophila kikkawai, 1712 nucleotides. It is a transcript of the gene Vps36, whose product is annotated as vacuolar protein sorting 36. The record is from RefSeq and is a predicted model, not a curated record. Gene Ontology annotation, cellular component: ESCRT II complex; late endosome membrane. Gene Ontology annotation, molecular function: phosphatidylinositol-3-phosphate binding; ubiquitin binding. NCBI's taxonomy places the organism in Eukaryota, Metazoa, Arthropoda, Insecta, Diptera, Drosophilidae. Gene Ontology annotation, biological process: protein transport to vacuole involved in ubiquitin-dependent protein catabolic process via the multivesicular body sorting pathway.